Messenger RNA from Xyrauchen texanus (razorback sucker), 4369 nucleotides. RefSeq names its product ras/Rap GTPase-activating protein SynGAP-like. Bases 189 to 4124 code for a protein of 1311 amino acids. Gene Ontology annotation, biological process: regulation of GTPase activity. The record is from RefSeq and is a predicted model, not a curated record. Lineage: Eukaryota; Metazoa; Chordata; Actinopteri; Cypriniformes; Catostomidae. The transcript has 21 exons.
AGCGGAUCAUUUCGAUCAUCAUUGAGAUCAAUAAUAGCACCUUACAUGAGCGCGCCUCUUCGUGCGCGCGCCCGCCUUGACUCCGCUGAGAUUGUUGCGUGAUUGGUGUGUUUUCCAGGUGAAUAUUGUCGCCGGAGGAGUGAUGGAGCCUCACACAAACAGCUGAUCACGGUCCGUGCCGGAGGAUCAUGUCCUAUGUGUCUUCACAAGAUGGAAGGUGUGUGUCUCCAUGUUCUCGGCCUCACACCCCUCUGAAUGGCCACGCCCACGACUCCCCUGGCUGGAGCCGCCAGCUCCGCGUCAGAGAUGGAGACCAGUUCUACUUGCUGGAUCAAGAGGAGGUUCAUCCAUUGCUGAUGAAUGAUCAUCGUCCCGUCUCUCAGCGACACAAACUGCUGCGCAGGACCGUCAGUGUACCUGCAGAUAACAGACCUCAUCCUGAGUCAGAGCACGCUCGUGCUCGCAGGAAGAGCUUUGCCACGUCGCGGCAGAGAAGCAUGGAAACUCCGCCCACUGCACCUACUCAGCCAUUCCGACAACCUAGUUUUCUUAGCCGCCGUCUGAAAGGUUCGAUAAAGCGAGCAAAGAGUCAACCCAAACUCGACCGCACUGGAAGCUUCCGCCACAUGAUCCUCCCACGAUUCCGCAGUGCUGAUCAGGAGAGGACGCGACUGAUGCAGAGUUUUAAGGAGUCUCACUCGCACGAGUCUCUGCUCUCUCCGAGUAGUGCGGCCGAGGCACUCGAUCUCACGCUGGACGAGGAUGCCAUUAUUAAACCCGUCCACUCCAGCAUCCUCGGCCAGGAGUACUGCUUCGAGGUGACGACAGUAUCAGGCACGAAGUGCUUUUCAUGUCGUUCUGCAGCAGAGAGAGACAAAUGGAUGGAGAAUCUGCAGCGGGCCGUGAAGCCGAACAAGGAUAACAGCCGUCGUGUUGAUAAUGUGCUUAAGAUGUGGAUUAUUGAAGCGCGAGACCUUCCAACUAAAAAGCGCUAUUACUGCGAGCUGUGUCUGGACGACAUGCUGUACGCUCGAACCACCAGCAAACCUCGAACGGACACAGUGUUCUGGGGAGAACAUUUUGAGUUUAACAACCUCCCCGCCAUCCGCAGUCUCAGAUUACACCUGUACAAAGAAACUGACAAGAAGAGACGAAAGGAGAAGAGCACAUAUCUGGGUCUGGUUAGUAUCCCGAUCUCCAGUAUAACGGGUCGUCAGUUUGUGGAGCAGUGGUAUCCCGUCAUCCAGCCCAGUGUUCUGGCAAAAGGGGGCGGAGUCGGCAGUGGGAAGAUCAUCAACGCAUCGCUGCGACUCAAAUCUCGCUAUCAGACGAUGAAUAUCCUGCCGAUGGAGCUGUAUAAGGAGUUUGCGGAGUACGUCACCAAUAAUUACCGCACAUUGUGUGGCGUUCUGGAGCCGCUGUUGAGCGUGAAGAGUAAAGAGGAAGUGGCGUGUGCGCUGGUACACAUCCUACAGAGCACUGGGAAGGCCAAGGACUUCCUGUCUGAUAUGGCCAUGACUGAGGUGGAUCGAUUCAUGGAGCGCGAGCAUCUGAUCUUCAGAGAGAACACACUGGCCACUAAAGCCAUCGAAGAGUUCCUGAAGCUCAUCGCUCUCCGUUACCUCAAAGACACCAUCGGGGAGUUCAUCCGCGCGCUGUACGAGUCCGAGGAGAACUGUGAGGUGGAUCCCAUGCGAACGCCCCCAUCUGUGGUGGCGGAUCAUCAGGCUAAUCUGCGCAUGUGCUGUGAACUCGCGCUGUGCAAGAUCAUCAACUCUCAUUGUGUGUUUCCACGGGAACUGAAGGAGGUGUUUGCGUCGUGGCGUGUGCGUUGUGCCGAGCGUGGCCGUGAGGACAUCGCGGACCGUCUCAUCAGCUCGUCUCUCUUCCUGCGCUUCCUGUGUCCAGCGAUCAUGUCUCCAUCUCUGUUUAAUCUGACGCAGGAAUAUCCGUCCGAGCGCACCUCUCGAACUCUCACGCUCAUCGCCAAGGUGGUGCAGAGCCUCGCCAGCUUCUCAAAGUUCAGUGGUAAAGAGGAUUAUCUGGGCUUCAUGAAUGAGUUUCUGGAGAUGGAGUGGGGCUCAAUGCAGCAGUUCCUGUAUGAAAUCUCUAAUCUGGAGUGUGUGAGUAACGCCGUGGCGUUUGAGGGUUACAUCGACCUCGGCCGAGAGCUGUCCAUCCUGCACAGUUUACUCUGGGAGGUGAUGGCCCAGCUCAGUAAGGACGCCAUAUUGAAACUGGGGCCGUUGCCACGGUUACUGAAUGACAUCAGCGUGGCGUUGCGGAACCCUCAGCUGCACCGUCAGGCGAGUCACCAGCCGCCCGAACGUCACCUGUCACGACCCGCAUUCGCCCGCCUAGCCACUAACGACUUCCAGAGCCUCAUGAUGAGAGACCUCAACAGCUCUAUAGAUAUCUCUCGUCUGCCGUCUCCAACGGCGGGUUUGUCUGGAAGUGGCGUUCUGUCUCAUCCAGGAAUGGCUGCGUUCUCCGAGCGCGAUCACCGUGGCAACAAAGACGUGUUCUACGUGACCCGCCCUCCUCUGGCACGCUCAAGCCCCGCCUACUGCACAAGCAGCUCUGACAUCACUGAACCUGACCCGAAGGUUCUCAGUGUGAAUAAGAGCGUGUCUAUGAUGGAUCUUCAGGAUUCACGCAUUAACAGCGUGUCGAAUCUGCACUCUGUCAAUGACCUGCUGAACUCGUCUCAGGGCUCUCUCGCCGGGCUGGGCAGGUAUGGUCCACUGGGUGGCGCCCCUCUCAGGGCCGGAGGUCGCGUGUCAGCGGGGUCAAAUAUGUCGGGCGGUUUGCGUAUGGGGACGGAUUCGCUCUCACAGCAGCAGCAACAGCAGGCGGCCGCGAUGCACGUGCCGUUAUCCUUCCAGAACCCCCUGUUCCACCUGGCGUCCGACGGGCCGCAGUACCACACCCCCCCUCAUGUGCCCGCUGCGGCCCCGCCCCCACUCCUGCUCGCCCCGGAGCCUGAGAACGGACACGCUGGCUUCGGCAUGCCGACGUUCGGUCACAGUGGCUUCUCUCGCAGCGAGGAUCUGUCGGCUCUGCGCUCACAGAACAGUCUGGUGCAACCCAACAUCGUCCACUCGCACAGCUACAGCGACGAUUUCACACGCCACAAUCAGGCCGACUACGCCCGCAGACAGCUCUCGCUGCAGGUGCAGGAGAAUCUUCAGCAGCAGGUUUUAAUGGGCAUGGCUCCACAGACAGCGACGGGCACCGGCACGCCCGCUUCUCUGGCCACUCCCCCUACCACCAUUCAUCCUGUGCGUCAGGCCUCCAUGGCUCUGCCUCCUCAGCGUGCAAAGCCUCAGCCUUCUCACCAGCUGUCCGUCAGCUCAGCCGCUAACUCCACGCCUCCCAAGACCCGCCCUCAGAGCGGGAACCUCCUCCAAUCACCCGAGUCAAGUUUCGGGCCGAGGCAGUUGCCACGACAGCAGCUGUCAGCAAAGGAUAGCCCCGCCCCCGGGCUUCCGCAUCAGUCCAGCACAGUGAAUGAGAACGCCACACCACAAGGGGGCGCUAGUGAGAGCAUAGAAAACACCCCUAGCAACCAACCCGCCAAACCCGCUCAACAAAAUAACCAACAGAAUCUACUCAAACCAACAGUUAACAAACAGGGCUCGAAAUCUCCCUCCACAUUGAACACCCCCACAGCUGCAUCUGAGCGUACGGUGGCCUGGGUGUCCAACAUGCCGCACCUGUCUGCAGACAUCGAGAGCUUGCGUGUGGAUCGUGAGGAUUUCAAACUGAAGGAACACUCUAAGAGUAUGGACGAGUCUCGUCUGGACCGGGUGCGCGAGUACGAGGAGGAGAUUCACUCUCUAAAGGAGCGUUUGAUGAUGUCACACCGUAAACUGGAGGACUACGAGCGCCGGCUUCAUUCGCAGGAACAACAGACGAGUAAAAUUCUGCUGCAGUAUCAGAGUCGCCUUGACGACAGCGAGCGACGCCUGCGACAACAACAGGUGGAGAAAGACUCGCAGAUCAAAGGAAUCAUCAACAGGUUAAUGGCUGUAGAGGAUGAGAUGAGAGGAAGUGGAAUGCCUGACCUGAAAACCAGAUUAUUCACAGAACAGCCCAUUUAUGGCGCUCACUCUGGAACAUGAUUGGCCCGUGCAGGAAUAGUGGACAUGUGAUUGGUUGAACCUCAACCCUGGGAUAUCUGUUGAUUGGCUGAGAGAGACGAGAAAGGCUGAUCCAGAGAAUGACCAACAACUCUAUAAUCUCUCUCUCUCUUUCUCUCUCACACACACACUGGGAAUAUAUAUAUAUAUAUAUAUAUAUGUGUGUGUGUAAUCAAUAAAUAUAUAUAUAUCUAUAUUCAUCAGGUGUCUCUCUCUCUCCUGCUGUC